Messenger RNA from Bemisia tabaci, 1617 nucleotides. Its product is annotated as 14-3-3 protein zeta. NCBI's taxonomy places the organism in Eukaryota, Metazoa, Arthropoda, Insecta, Hemiptera, Aleyrodidae. The record is from RefSeq and is a predicted model, not a curated record.
UCAAAUUUCGCCUUUCAAGGGUGUGUGUAGCUGUGUAAGCAGUAUAUCUGGUCGUUGCUCUAUUAGUUUCUAGCCUAAUUUUCCGAAGCUGAAGCUUCCCCAAUUAGUACUUGUCCUCUGAAGUGAAUUUGUGGUUAUUUCAUUCCCAAGAACCGGAGUAUUUAAAAGGUGCGUAGUUUCUUUCACGAGUUGGUCGGAUUACGCUUCAUGCCUAGAUAAGUCGCUAAGCCUUCCGGAGUGGUAGAUAAGAGGCACACCCAUGUCUGUGGAUAAAGAAGAAUUGGUUCAAAGGGCCAAGCUUGCCGAGCAAGCUGAGCGCUACGAUGACAUGGCCACCGCCAUGAAGAGCGUCACUGAAACGGGGGUCGAGCUUUCCAAUGAAGAAAGGAAUCUUCUUUCAGUAGCGUACAAGAACGUUGUAGGAGCACGUCGUUCAUCUUGGCGAGUGAUUUCUUCAAUCGAACAAAAAACAGAAGGCUCCGAAAGGAAACAGCAAAUGGCCAAAGAGUACAGAGAAAAAGUUGAAAAGGAGUUGCGAGACAUCUGUAAUGACGUUUUGGCUUUGUUGGACAAGUUCCUUAUCCCUAAGGCGAGCAACCCAGAAAGUAAAGUUUUCUAUCUCAAAAUGAAGGGUGAUUACUAUAGGUACCUCGCUGAAGUUGCCACAGGAGAUACCCGAAGCGGGGUUGUGGAAGAUUCUCAGAAGGCAUACCAAGACGCAUUGGAAAUCAGUCAGUCCAAGAUGCAGCCAACACAUCCAAUUAGACUGGGCUUAGCUCUUAACUUCUCCGUGUUUUACUAUGAAAUCCUCAAUUCACCGGAUAAAGCCUGUCAGUUAGCGAAACAGGCGUUCGAUGAUGCAAUAGCAGAACUGGACACAUUAAAUGAAGAUAGCUACAAAGACUCAACGCUAAUCAUGCAGCUUCUACGAGACAAUCUGACACUGUGGACGUCAGAUAACCAAGGAGAUGGAGACGAGCCUCAAAACCAGGGAGAUAACUAGGUGUCGUAACUGUCGCAAUAUCCGUGUUUCUGCCAACUCAGUUCCCUCUAUACCUUUUCUCGUCCUGCCUCAAUGCCCAUCAGCGUCCAACUGCAAAAGUCGCUGUCUCGAUUUCACCGCUGCUAUUUUCUCACUGAACAUUUGGUCAAGGUUUAGAGUGCAGUUGCCAUAACAAUCACACGGUGUCCAAGUAUCUUAUGUUUUAAGUAGAUGUACUCGUUUUCUUUUCGUGGCAAGCUUCAGACUUCUCCUAAGUGUUACGCUCUAAUGACAGUUAAUGGAUUUGUAUUUUAUGUUUUGUUCUCUUUGGAAGAUUUUAUGUCUCGGAGUUUUUCUUUUCGUUAUGCGUUGGAUAAUUCACUUAACUUAUUAUAUGUGCAUUCGAGAUAAAUAUAUGUAUGGAACUGUGUAAUCCCAACCGGACAAAUUCUUUUUUUUUUUUUUUUUUUUUUUUUUAUUCCCCCUGAAUGAUACCUUGAUUUCCUGUCCGUCUCUCCGAGAUCUCUAUGCCCUCUCAUUUCGUUUCAUUUCACUGAAUCUUAUUUAUGGCUCACUUCAUGUUAAUCUCCUCUUUUUCAACACUAUUUAGAAAUAAAUAUUUUUAUUAUGUGGGA